UCUCGGCUCCCUGCCGGAGUACUCGUUGUGAUCUCUGAUUUUUCCGACAGAACUUGAAGGAAGCGCCUAUUGAGUUCAGGACCAGAAGAGGGAAGAAACAUGAAGAUUUCAGGAAGCAGGAACCCAGUUACUGAAGUUCUAGGAGCUUUGAUUUUGCUGUUUUACCUGUCCUCGGUCAGAGGUGAGUUCUGUCAGGUGAACUUCUGUCAGAACGGGGGCACCUGUGUGAUGGGUGUCGGAGAGGAGCCCUUCAUCUGUAUCUGUGCAGACGGCUUUGAUGGAGACACCUGUAACCUGACGGAGACAGGACCCUGCAGUCCGAACCCCUGCAGGAACGACGGGUCCUGUGAGGCGGUGGGUCCGACCCGACGAGGUGACGUCUUCAGUGAAUACGUCUGCAGGUGUCAGCCGGGGUUCGAGGGCGUUCACUGCCAGACCAAUGUGAAUGACUGUGCAAACAAGCCGUGUCAGAAUGGAGGAACGUGUCGAGAUCUGGAUGGAGAUUUCAGCUGCCUCUGCGCCUCGCCGUACGUUGGGAAGCAGUGCCAGCUCCGGUGUAUUUCUCUGCUGGGGAUGGAAGGAGGAGCCAUUGUGGAGUCCCAGAUCUCGGCCUCCUCCGUGCACUACGGGGUUCUGGGUCUUCAGCGCUGGGGCCCGGAGCUGGCCCGACUCAACAACCAGGGCAUCGUUAACGCCUGGACCUCCGCAUCUAAUGACAGGAACCCUUGGAUUGAGAUCAACAUGCAGCAGAAGAUGCGCCUGACGGGGAUCAUCACUCAGGGGGCCAGUCGGAUGGGGGCGGCUGAGUACAUCAAGGCCUUCAAGGUGGCGAGCAGCUUGGAUGGAACCAGUUACGUCACCUACAAAGGGGAUGGUCUGCGGAAGGAAAAGGUGUUUGUGGGGAACGUGGAUAACGACAGCACAAAGACCAACAUGUUUGACCCCCCUGUGGUGGCUCAGUUCCUCCGGAUCGUCCCGGUGGUGUGCCGCAGGGCGUGCACGUUGCGCAUGGAGCUGGUGGGCUGCGAGCUCAACGUUUCCUCGAACACAACAGGUUGUUCAGAACCUCUGGGCAUGAAGUCUCGGCUCAUCUCUGACGAGCAGCUCUCAGCCUCCAGCACCUUCCGGACCUGGGGCAUUGACACCUUUACCUGGCACCCUCAGUUCGCCCGGCUGGACAAGGCAGGGAAGACCAACGCCUGGUCCCCGGCCCAGAACAACCGGUCCGAGUGGAUCCAGGUUGAUUUAGGGAAGACCAAACGUCUCACGGGCAUCAUCACUCAGGGUGCGAAGGACUUCGGGGUGGUCCAGUUCGUGUCAGAGUUCAAAGUUGUGUUCAGCCAUGAUGGAACGGCGUGGAGCACAGUGAAGAACGAGGACGGCACCAAGGACAAGAUCUUCCAGGGAAACGUUGACAACAGCUCUCAUAAGAAGAACGUGUUCCAGCUUCCGUUCUACGCUCGCUACGUACGAGUCGUUCCCUGGGAAUGGCACGAGCGCAUCACUCUGCGCCUGGAGCUGCUGGGCUGCGACGACUGAGAAUGCCCUGAAGCUCCACCCACAUCCAGCCACUCCUCCUCAUCCAUCCAUUCUCCAUCCUCACUUUGUCAUUUGUGACUUUACAUUUGAUUUUUUCUAACUUUACAGUUUUUAAUCUCACACAGAGUUCUACAUUUACUUAUUUAUGUCAGCAUAACUGAAUUUUAAUCUGUGUAUUUUAGUUCAGACUCUAGUUGUUAAAGCCUGCAGGUGUUACAUCGUCACCCAGCAGACUCCUCUGUCAAACCCUGAGGACAAGUUUGUUUCUGUCCAGAAUAGAGUAAAAACCUGCAGAUGAAUUAAGACCUCGUCCAGCUUUGAAACACAUUUUUUUAUUCUUUUUAAAUGUAACUU
Messenger RNA from Nematolebias whitei (Rio pearlfish), 1893 nucleotides. RefSeq names its product lactadherin. Gene Ontology annotation, molecular function: calcium ion binding. NCBI's taxonomy places the organism in Eukaryota, Metazoa, Chordata, Actinopteri, Cyprinodontiformes, Rivulidae. The record is from RefSeq and is a predicted model, not a curated record. Bases 100 to 1539 code for a protein of 479 amino acids. The transcript is spliced from 10 exons.